AGGACGCGGCCCUGCGGCAGAUCGAGCGCCAGGUGGAGCGGCACGUGGAGACCCUCGCAACUCGCCAGGAGCGAAGCACGGAGCAGAUGGCCAUCCUGGAGGAGAAGCUGGUGAACGUCUGGGGCCUUCUGCCCCGCCUCUCCGAGUUAGAGCACCAGCAGAAGGACUUCUGGCGGCUGGAGGAGCAGCUGCAGGGCCUGUCCUCGAAGCUGGACCGCUUAGCGCAGCCCGAAAGCCUGGCGCUGGAGCUCUCGGAGCAACGCCAGGCCACCUGCGAGCGCCGAGUGGAGCAGUUGAGGGGCGAGCUCGGGGAGUGCAGCUCGUCUCUUACCAGCCUCCGGGACGAGAUGCGGAAGAUGGUGGGCCAGCAGAGCGACCAGCUUCUGAAGAUGACCAGUGAUAACUUCUCAGGCUUCUUGGAUCGGUUGGCCACGCUGGAGAGGCAGCUACACGAGCGUGCGCCUGAGAGCAGCCACAAGCUCCGUCAGCUCUCGGAGGGCGCCUCGCUGCUGGAGCGGCGCCUCGGCGUCGUGGAGCGACAGCUCGAGACCGCAGGCUCUAGAAGCGAGCAGGUGCGCCUAGAGCAUGUCGCCGAUGGCCUGCGUAGGCCCCUGGAAUUACGGAUUCAGCACCUCGAGCAGCAGAUCAAGGUAGAGGAGCCUUCGCCGGAGCCGCGGCUGGCGGCGCUGGAGCGCAGGCUGCGCGAGGCCCAGGAGGAGAACGCUCGUUUGGCCCGCACCUUCGAGGAGCGGCAGAGUCAGCUGGAGGGCGCCGUGGCGCGGGUCUCCGGCGCGCUGCCGCGGAUGUCCGUGGAGAUCAUGAGCGACUGGGAGGCGCUGGCCCGGGAACGCUUCGCCGAGGCGAAGGUCUCCCAGGACCUGGCGCGGCUAUCCCAGCGCCUGGAAGCAGCGCCAUCAGCCUCCGCCACAGAGCGGUGCCUGGAGGAGCUGGCAGUGCUACGGGGGCGCUUCAAUGCGCUGCCGGAGGUGGCUACUGUGCAACAGCUGCAGCGCUGUUACGAGGAGCUGACGCCGCUGAAGCUGCGGAUGGCGGAGCUGCCGGAGGAGGUGGCGGACGCGAAGGUUCUGGAGCUCUGCAGCCGGAAGCUGGGCUCGUUGGAGGAAGACGUGAAGUCGGUGUGCUGGACCUUGGACGGCUCCGAGCAGAAGCUGAAGGAUCUGACGAAGCAGUUCUCCUCCGUGUCCGCCAUGCAGUCGCAGAUGGCCUCCAUGGAUGGUCAGAUGGAGAUCGUCACUGGGCUGAUCCAGCGCACCGACACCAUGGUGAGAUUCCUCCAGCAUAUCCAGAACGGCAUGACUGAUGCCUGAAGCACGUCGGACGGCAUGCAAAGGCAUGCUUUGCGUGUGAGCUUGUGCUGGGUGAAGCGGUGAAGCCUCUUCGCAACUGGUUGGC
Molecule: messenger RNA, 1413 nt
Organism: Effrenium voratum
Lineage: Eukaryota; Dinophyceae; Suessiales; Symbiodiniaceae
Source: the annotation of a GenBank genome assembly